Molecule: messenger RNA, 384 nt
Organism: Miscanthus lutarioriparius
Lineage: Eukaryota; Viridiplantae; Streptophyta; Magnoliopsida; Poales; Poaceae
Source: the annotation of a GenBank genome assembly
AUGGAGCAGGGCGACAAGAAGAUAAUGGGGCUUGAGGAGGGGUGGAGCUUUGUGGCCACCGGCUUGUCCAAUAUUAGGCGCGCCACCGAUGGCGGCGGCGAGGGCUUAUCCUCCGAGGAGUACAUGCAGGUCUUCACGUACGUACUGCACUGCACUGCUCUCAUCUACUCUAUAUUUGAAGCUACCUGGUUCAGUUUCCUUGGGUCACCAUCACCAGUCACCACCCCUCUAUCUGAGUGUGUUCUUGGCAUUGCGCGCGGUAGGACGGUGUACUGCAUGUACACUCAGGCGUCGCCUCACAACUACUCCGAGCAGCUGUACCAACGCUACAAGGAGGAUCUGGAUGACUACAUCAAAUCCAACGUGCGGACGCUAGCUUCGUAA